Molecule: messenger RNA, 760 nt
Organism: Lactuca saligna
Lineage: Eukaryota; Viridiplantae; Streptophyta; Magnoliopsida; Asterales; Asteraceae
Source: the annotation of a GenBank genome assembly
AUGCCCCUGCGUGCAAGGCACAUAUCCUUUUCUCGUCGUUCUUUUGAUUCUUUCUUACAAGCUAACUACAUAAUAUCUGCGUUUUUGGGGUUUAUUUUCCUUGACUUCAUUAUCUCACGUGAUGAUGCUGUUUAUGACGAGCUUAAGAAACCAGAGGCUGAGAAGGUGGCGUUGCCAUUAGAUGAAGAUCUUCCUGGGAUGGGUCAAUACUACUGUUUACACUGCGAUCGGUAUUUUGCGAACAUCACAGUGAGAGAUGACCAUUUCAAGACGAAAAAGCACAAGAAGCGAUUGAAGAUAAUGGCGGGUCCCGCACCACACACACAGCUCGAUGCUGACCUGGCAGCUGGAAUGGGCAUGCCCGAUAAUGGACCAAAGUUAAUGUCCAUGUGAGCUUAGUUUCUCUGUUUUUGUCGAUACUUUAUGUUUCUUGAAUUCAAUAUGCAAUGUAAGAAGAAUCAAACCUUCAAAACACAAAUCAAUAUCAUAGAAGUAAUAUUAUUAUUAUUCAUCUUCUUGUUAAAUUGAAGUUAGUUUCAUUGUGUUUCUUUUUUGCUUUCCAUGGUAUUAGAGUACUAGUACUAUUGUUUUCAUGGAGUGUAAACAUUACAUAUAAACUAUAUAGUAUUAGAGUACUAUUAUUGUCACAAGAUAUAAAACAUUGGCAUAUGAAAUGAAGGCCACUUAAAGACCUAAUCAUGUGGACCACUCUAUCUUGUUACCCAAACUUUGGUUGGUUGCUAUCACCAUAUGAGACCAC